ACAAUUGUGAUGCCGUGAAGUGUGGGCCUGGCGGCAACUGCACGAGGGAUGCGAGCGGAGAUCCAUCCUGUAGUUGCAGCGCUGGCUUCACGCCGUCUUCUGACAAGCUCUCUUGCAUUGACAAUUGUGAUGCCGUGAAGUGUGGGCCUGGCGGCAACUGCGAGAGGGAUGCGAAUGGAGAUCCAUCUUGUAGUUGCAGCGCUGGCUUCACGCUGUCUUCUGACAAGCUCUCUUGCAUUGACAACUGUGAUGCCGUGAAUUGUGGGCCUGGCGGCAAUUGCGAGAGGGAUGCGAACGGAGAUCCAUUCUGUAGUUGCAGCGCUGGCUUCACGCCGUCUUCUGACAAGCUCUCUUGCAUUGACAACUGUGAUGCCGUGAAGUGUGGGCCUGGCGGCAACUGCACGAGGGAUGCGAACGGAGAUCCAUCCUGUAUUUGCAGCGCUGGCUUCAUGCCGUCUUCUGACAAGCUCUCUUGCAUUG
Molecule: messenger RNA, 480 nt
Organism: Closterium sp. NIES-65
Lineage: Eukaryota; Viridiplantae; Streptophyta; Zygnematophyceae; Desmidiales; Closteriaceae
Source: the annotation of a GenBank genome assembly